AUGGCAACAGAAGAAACCGUCGACCUUAGCCCAGCGCACGCGCCCCAACCAGCAUCUGUCGAUGCCUUCAAAUCGGUCCUGGACACCGUAAAACAAGAGCUUAUCAAGCUGCGGCGCGACCAUGACAAGCAUGAGCCAGAGUACUUUCGCGCUGUCAAACACCUCUCCGAUGCCGACCUAGUAUCCUUCACUGCCGAAGACCUCGAGUCGGUUCGCGCAGCCGUCACAGCGUACGGCCUGCAUCUCUUCGGCCAGGUGAAGCUGCCUGCUUUGGACAACGGGUACAUCCACAUCCGCAUAUUUGGAGCUGCUAAGGACGGUACGGAUGGGAGUAGUUUGGACGAGAGGGAGUAUAGUUUGCAUAGCAUACAUACCGAGGAAGUUAUCAAGGAAGAUGGAGAUAGGGUAUAUAGAGCGAUAUUUGGCAAGGACGACGCGUUGGAGUGGUUCGAGACUUAGACCCACACGUCUGAUGCGUGUGAGUCUCCUUGAUAGCAAGACUCGGAAGUGCUGCUUUGCGUAGGAUCCAUUAGUCUUUCCUCUGUUUUGGGUCUCUUACAAAUCCAACAUGCGUAUGCUCAAUCCCAGCCCCAACUCUUUCCAU
Molecule: messenger RNA, 604 nt
Organism: Alternaria alternata
Lineage: Eukaryota; Fungi; Ascomycota; Dothideomycetes; Pleosporales; Pleosporaceae
Exons: 2
Coding region: 1-459 (152 amino acids)
Source: RefSeq, a predicted model, not a curated record